Molecule: messenger RNA, 1674 nt
Organism: Elaeis guineensis (African oil palm)
Lineage: Eukaryota; Viridiplantae; Streptophyta; Magnoliopsida; Arecales; Arecaceae
Source: RefSeq, a predicted model, not a curated record
AAAAAGAGAAUUAAUAUCUAUACAUACAUACAUAUAUAUAUAUUUCCUUGCAACUCAACACACGCUAAAAUAUCUCUCAUAUCAAAGCCUACUCAUAUCUUUAUUGUAUACAUUCAUAUCAUUUUAAUCAACUUUCCAUCGCUUGCUCCGUUUGUGCAACUCUAAUGACUCCUUAAAUAUAUUUAUUUCUUAUUAAUCUAUUAUUUCUAUUUUUACCAUAAACCCAUCUUAACAUUCUUAUAUGUGCCGUAUAAUUUAUUUGUAUAUACUUAAUCUCUCUGUACGGUCAUACAACACUGCAUGAUUCAUUCCAUUGGUUCAAAAUGUAAUCCCUAACUGAUAUCAAAUAAUAGGAGGAGCACCAAUGUCAAAAUUUACAACCAUUGUACCUCUUUCAUGUGUACUCAAAAUUAACUAAUUUUUUUUAAACAAAAAAUAUUAUAUAAUGCAACAUUUUAUAUGAUAUUUUCACAUCCAAAAAGAAAGAAAGAAAGAAAGAAAGAAGAUCCCAUUUACCUCUCAUACUGAAGACCGUCAGGCCUCAGCUUCACAUGCAUCUCUCUCACACAAUUGGCGCGACCUUUUCAUUCAAUCAAUUGGAGAAAACCUCGAUGGCUCUUCUUCGUUAUCGUAUCGGAACCGGCCCCUGGUACUGUAUUAUUAAAAUGUUUGGUUGUUCCAAUCACGAACGAAGAUAUUUCUACAGUCUUUUCUUUCUUUCUUUUGGGUAUACAUUAAACAAAGCAGGUUGCUUUAUUGACCUACUUGGUUCCCAUGGAAGAAAGGGUGGAGCUGAAGAAGUUAGCAUCGUGUGAACCAAGCAAGCCGCAAAAUUGGAUUAAUCAUAAACCUCCAAUUGAAUGGUCAGGCCCUUAAUAAUAUAUCCUGCUGCAACCUCUGGUCGUCACACAAGCCGAGACGCAAGACGAUGGUUUCAAAGAUUAGCAUCGUACUCUUGGUUGCCAUGUUUGGGGUGGCAAAAUCGCUUGCUGAGCCCUACGAUUUCCCAGACAGUGGAGUUGCUCCCGAUCUUUCCUCCUCCCGGGGCAAUCUCGAGGUCUCUGCACCGAAGCCGUCUGCUUUGGGCCGCCGUAUCCUCCGCCCCGGAGCAUCCCUCGCUGUGAACAAAAACCAGGCUCCAUCCCCUGCCGUGCCCCACGCUCUUGCCCCCUGCCACGAUGGUUCUGGAAUGAGCGAGUCACCAGCAGAAUCUCCUAAAGAGAUGCAUUCACCAUCUAACCAUUCACUCCAUGAAGAGGUUAAAUGUGCUGGCUGUAAGACUCGCCCCCCUCUCGGAUAUGACAUAACCCCUCCAUCGAAGCCAAAGGUUGACGGUGAGAAGGGAAAACAUGGGUAGAAGAGAAACGGUAGGGCUUUUUCUUUUGUUGAGAGCAAUGACAUGUACUCCAACAUUACAGAGAAUGUCGUCUCUUGAUACCUGGAUAUGAUCGUUUUUAUAUAGAGGUCUGGUCAGGAAUGGUAUUUGAUGUAGCCGUUAUGGCUACCAAUAGCUAACUAGCCCGGGCCAAGAACCCAGUAAAUGGAUCUUAAUGAUGGCGAGUCUCCUAGUAAGCCUGCAGUUACUUUGCAUGACAAAACAAGCUAAAUAGGGAACGUUUAAGAGGCUAUCUGGACAAAAUGCAUAAAAUUUUAGACUUGUAAUGCCACUUCUAG